UUGAACUGACCAUUUGGGUUUCCUAGGGCGAUAUUUGUGGUCCUUUGGUAAAUGAUGAAAGGUUUUGACACUGCUGCUGUCAUUGCAUUCUAAAGGUACCUUGAUAUGAAAUCUAACAAUCCUGCAGAAAGGUGGACUAUAUUGAGUGCUCUGUGUUAGCAGUGUUUCUUACAUAAAGUUAUGUAUGUUUCUUAUAUAAAGUUUUGUAUGUUUUUACUUAGCAAUAUACUUUGUAACAUUUGUGCACUUGGCUUGAAAUAUUUUGUCCUGGGAAAUGGAGCUUUUCAUGUCUCCUCAAAAGCCUGUGUUCUGCCACAAGCUUGAAUGAGUUUGCAUACCUGCUUAAUUUUCAUAAGGCUUGCUAAAACUACUGUAAAGUAGGAGCAUAACCAUAAAAAUCUUAGCAAUGCACAUGCCUGUGUGGUUCUAUGUGAAGAUUACUUGUUGAUUGUUGCAUUUGCUUUGACAUAAAAUGUAUAUCAUUAAAAUAAGGGAAACUUAUGACUAAAUGUUCUAGAACCAUUUAUCAAGAAUUUGACUAAGAACUUGAGGUGUAAUACCAAACCUCUGGUGUUGAGCCUUCAAAUAAAUUUCAAUCAGUUACACAUAUCAGCAUGGAUUGAUCUGAGUAAGAACCAGUCCUUGGCUUUUCUUCAAAAAACACCUUUUCCUUUACCUUUUGUAGCUUUUGGAUGGUUUUAUCGGUAUGAAGGAAAAUUUCCCACAAUCCGUAAGGUACAAAGUUUGAAAUGUACUUUUUUUUGCUGUGUGUUUGAAUUGAAAUUCCUCAUUUUUCUUCUCUCUUAUUAGUAAACAUUCUUUGUAGUCAAAUGCUCCUUCUUUUAACGUGUGCACAAUUUAAGAUGCUUGUGGGAUGCAUGUGUCUAGGAGUUUGUCCUUUUCAGUCCUUUGGGCUGUUGAGUUCUGCCAGUGGGAGUUGUGUAACAGUACUUUGCAGCAGGUGUUCAUUACAGGUGAGCAGUGCAUGUCUUCAUGUUCUCCAGAAGUAUUCACUAUAUAUAUAUAUAUAUAUUUAUAUAAAACCAGUACAGAGACAAAAAUUAUAUAGUUAUACUUUUGCAAACCUCCCUGUAGGAGGAGUGCUGAAGGCAGAAGGCUUUUAGGCAUGUAUAUAUGAGGAAAAAAAAUUAACAAUCUUUAGGGUGAUAGAAUACUUCUGUGUCUGCAGAGAUGCUGCUGAAGUAUUGCAAUUUCAAUUUGAGAGUUUCAAAUAAUAUUUUAUACUUGCAGUUGCUUCCUUCUCUUUAUUGCUUUUAAUGUAUAUUAGCCAUAUUCUGGGGGGGUUGUGUGGUGUGCUUUGGUGGUGGGUUUUUUGGUAACUAACUGUGGUAAAAGCGCCAUGAAGAUGUUUUGUGUGUAUCUGGCAAUAACUCAAGGUUUCAGAGGAGGUCAGGAUUGUUUCAGACAGAUGAAGUAUUCGUGUAACUCUUCAGGACUAUUACUUUAAUCUUCUGUGUGCCCAGCAUAUGUCUGUUCUCCUUAAAAGAGAUUAGGAGAAAAUGGUGCAUUCCAAUACCUUUUUGUACUGCUGGUGACUGUAAAUCACCAUGGAUCUCUAACCUGUGAGAAAGCCAGAGCAAUUAGGAUUUUUAUAAUGAAAAUUGUAAGUGCAUAUUAUGGAAACUCUUCACACGAAGAGGUAAUCUUUUGUAUUGAUGCUGACAAUUAUAGUUCAGAGAAUGUCCAAAUACCUCUCCAUAUAUUAAUGAAGAUCUUACACAAUUCCAGUUGAACUUUAGCACAUGGUGUGCACUAGAAGCUUGAAAAGAUGUUUUUUUAAUAAUUUGCUUUUAGAAAUAUUUUUAAAUCGGGCAGUGAUGAAUUUUCAUCCUGCUCCCUAUUGCUAAUGAAUUUUUUUGUUUGUUCUAAAAACAAAAUUUCACUGUGUACUGAAAAUGUCUAUAAUAGGAAGUAAACUGAAUCCAUGGGGAAAAUUGUAGGAAAGGAUGAAUCAUCCCGUUGUAUCUGAAUGCAGUGAAUGCAGCUAAGAUUGUCAGAUAUAUGUUCUUGUUCUGGAAGACUUUGGCUUGUGUACUGCUUAGUGUGCCUUUGAAUUCAGUAAUUCUUCAAAUGUUGACCUGCCUGGUGUUGCAUUUAGUAGACAGUACUAAAUGUAUCUUCUCAUUUUUUAGAGGAUGAUAUUGGCAAUUGUUAAGGUAAAAACUAAUUAUCCCUGAAUAAAAUAUGCCACAGAAUUAGGUUUAUGUUAAAACAUUAGUGUGAAAAGCUAGAUUUAUUUUUUUUUUUUUUUUUAGUUAAGCCUUAUCUCCAGUGUUUUGGGGGUUCCUUUUCCCCCUGCUCCCCUCCCUACAACACCACCACCACGUAACCACGAAGCAAUAGACCACAUCCCACUGAAAUCAGCAGUACAGAUUUCCAGUUAACUGCUUGACUGGGAGAAUUGGCUUUUGUAACUGCCAGGGAAAAUGUCUGUUUUCCAAGGCUUUGUUAUCAAUAUUAACGUGCAAAAGGGGAAAGGAAGACAAAUAAUGCUAUUUAAUGUGAAGCAGUUUGUGGUGGUUUUGGGAAUUCAAAGCAUGAAAGUCAGUAGCUGAUGAUGAUGAGAAUAAAAUCAAACCUGAGGCACAGCCUUUCUGGCAGUGGCAGUAAUUGACAGUAAGUGGCCACCUGCUCCUCUGUUUUACUUUUUCAUAAAUAAAAGGAGAACAUGGCAUUUCCAAUAUGAACUAAGUCGUACCUGUACAAAUGUGAAAGGGUAGCAGAAAUGUGACAUCAUUAAAGUACAAAUAAGGAGCAGUGUGUGUUCUGAAGACAACAGGAACAGAGGCUUCCGAAAGACUGUGUAGCUUUUCCCUUUGUUUGUAUCCUACAUCUAAAAUUUAGAGUCACUUUGUACUGUAUUAGUUAACUCAUCUGAGUAGAUUUUAUCCAGGAGCUACGUGGUCUUUGUCUUGCAGUGUUCCUUCUUGGAAGCGACUCAGUUUCUGCACUGAUCUAAACCUUUCUUUUAUAAUUCCUUAUUUCAGUUUCAUUAGGGGAUGCAAUGUUGAUUUUAGGGCAUAUGCAUGAAGCUGUUGUAUGCAUGGACUGUUCACAUCUACUUACACAUGAGCAUCUGUCACCUCAAAGCAAUCAGUCUUACAUGUAUAUAAGUGCCAAAACAGAGAGAUGGCAAAUCAAGACCCAGCCAAAAGUGAAUAUUCAAAGUUUUAUAGUGGGCCUCUGUGUCCUAAAGUUGUAACUUUGCAGAGGAACAAAAAAGUUGAAUUCUCUGAUCUCAUCCAACAUCUCUUAGUGGGCACAAGCCCUACAAAAAGUGUGAACUUCCUGCAAAUUGCUGGGUAAAUGGACUUUGGAUUUUCUUUUAAAAGACUAUCCCCUUACUUGCAUAGACUGUAAUUAGAUUUUUCAAGGCAGGCACUCAUGUACCAGAAUUGAAGUUUGUGGUGUUUUUAGCUGAUGUAAAAAUUUUUGUUAAAAAUCCUUCCCAGAAAGGGAAAGAACGAAAGAAGUCAAAAAGUGAUAGUUUUUGUGAACAGAAGAAGAACAAAAAGGAAAUGGAGUUUGAGCAAAAACUUGCCAAAGAGAAAGAAGGAAUGCUGGAGAAAGAAAAACAGCUGAAAAUAAAUCGUCUUGUGCAAGAGGUAUCUGAGACAGAACGAGAAGACUUGGAAGAAUCAGAAAAGGUGCAGCACUGGGUGGAAAGACUUUGUCAAACACGGUUAGAACAGAUUUCCUCUGUGGAGAAUGAGUCUCCUGAGCUGGCGAGUGGACGUCCUUCUGCCUCUCCCUCGGCCUCAUCAAUGCGGCGCUUUGCCGGGGGCCUGCAGCUGCACACCACAGACCUCGAUGAUAUAAACUUAGAUGAAGUUGACAAACCCAAACAGCACGCGCCACCACCUCCGCCACCACCGCUGCCCACUGUUAGCCCAGCACCCCCAGCUCACCCACUUCCUGCCUCAAAUGUUCCACGAGGUCCAGCCCUGUCGGUGACACCAGCUUCCCAGGUGACCUCGGGAUCUGCUUGGAUGCGUGCGCCUUUACCCUUGCCCUGCGUGCCUCCCUGCCCUGAUCCAUCACCUUCUGUCCACUGGAUCUACCCUUCUGCCCCUUGCAAUGUUAAAAGACGGAAUGAGGCGGUUUCUUCAUUUUUUCUGUAGGGAUUGCAGUCCAGUGGUGAUUUCAUUUUUACAUUUUUAAAAUGGAAGUCAGAAGGCGUUUGCUCUCCUGCCUACGUACGUUGUAACCCUAACACCUGCAGAUACAUUCAGCGGAAUGUAUCAGUUAAAAAAAAGAUGAGUUGGACUUGAUGAAAAAGAAAGAAAUAACAGCAGGCAGCAGUUUAAUUCAGUGUUAAAUUUCAGAAAAGUAUCAUCCCUGUAGUGAAGAUGACUUGUAAAAGUGCUUUAAAUGUGUCAUCAAAUGGCUUUGUUAGGUGAGAAGGAACGAAGGAAUGUCCUUUGUUAGGACAAAGAAAAUUGGCCUAAAGUUGGAAGCUCAAACUUUUAAAAGGUCAAAACUGUGUAAAAUAAAAAAGUGCGAGCUGGUAACCUGUUUUGACUUUUUGCACUUUGAGAAAACAGUGCCGUUCUCCUCACUGCAAUCUGAGUCCAAAAGAGUCAAAUAAAAGCAAUCUUGUGGCAGAUCACACUUUAGGAAAGAAACAGCAGCUGAUUCAUCCUAAUUCCCUUUGCUGAGCGCUGUAGUGAGUUGUUGUUUUGGCAAAAGAUUCUUGUUUCAAGCAGCAGAAGAGGAUCCCAUAUGGUCACUUGUUCCCUACACAGUUUUUUUGCAUGGGUUGACUGACUGCAUUGUUGGGUUUUGGGGCUUUUGCAUGUUUACUAAAUCGUCUUUGUGUUUGCAUGAUUCUGGUUGGGGUGGGGAAGGAUAUGCAAAUUUAUCACUUUUUGGUGGAAACUGAUAGAUUCUCUCUCUGAAUAAUUGCCAUUAUGUGACCCAUGAAUCUCUUCUAAACUUAUGUGGACCUCUGACAGUGCUUGAUCUAUGUGAUUUAUACAUUUGAAAUGCCAAGAAUGUGCUAGAUCCACCAAAAUGGAAAUAUCAUAUGUUCUUACAGAUAGCAGGUUUCCCAAGUUAUUUGCAAAAUAAAAAUGAUGUGAAAUGACGCAGAAGUGUACAAAAUACUAGUGUUGAGAGGAGAAAUACACUCUUCUAAAGAUAACAGAAAAUACUCAGAUAGAUGGAGUAAUACAGGAACUGCCUUACUGAUCUGACCCCAAAUCAAUAUAUUUCAGUAUGUGUUUCUGGCAGUUUGUCACUGCUGGGUAUGUUAGAGAAAAGAAAUUAAUAAUUAAGAAAAAUAUGUUAGGUAACAACAAAUAACCUAGCUUUUAAAAUAAAUGUCAGUUUUCACUGAAUAUAGUUAGCAUAUAUGAGGAAAUAACUAGGCUCUUAGUAAAAUUAAUUCUGAGCCAAAGCUGCUUGGUUUAUAAGUAGAUAAUUCAGUAUUUCUGGUGUGGUUUCAGAAAUGGAAGAAAAAUCCAAAGCUUGAGAAUUUAUCCUUGCUGCCUUUUACAAAGUGAGUUUUUAACCCCGCAGAUAAGCAAAAGCAGUGCAUUUUUGUGACUAUAUGGAUUAAAGACCUUGUGUUUAUGCCUGCCAAAGCCAAAAGAUAAGACAACUGUAAUUGUCCCAUAAGUUCAUUUUUCUAAUAUUACUCAAGCUGCAAAAUCUUCUCUGCAUUGCUCCAUUUUUGGUAUUAACCCAGAUCGUUUAAUUUCCAAUUCAGCUUGAACAAAACCUGACAAAAGGAAUAAAAUCCUGUCAGAGGCAUUCUUGAGAACUAGCUAUUAAAAUAUCUGGAAUAAAUUGUCUGUUUCUGAAAAAAAUUAUUAUUAGCUUUACACUUUAUAUGAACCCAGUAUUAAGUGUGUUGCUGUUUAGGUUGUAAGAACCACCUCCCACGUCGGCAAAGCGUCCUCUGUGUCAAGCAACCCGCUGGUAUGUCACGUGCUGUUAAUCAUGGCUGUAGUUUCAUGAGCUUCCCAUGUAGUGCUAAUGGCAAGGAAGUGUCAAAAGUUUCACCCUGCAUGGCUCAUUUGUUUAAAAUUCAGCACGUGGAAUGAUAUGUGGGGGAUACAUUGCUGUGCUGGGAGCACGAGUAGUGGAAGUGGCUCCUAAUGGUCCAAGGAUUUCGUAUUUCAACAGUUGAGCAAACUACAGUCCAUAUCUGCAUGUUGCAAAUGUCUGUAUGUGACAGAGCAUGCGCUUUGUUCUUCUGUCAAGGCAAAAGUUGCUAGGUUCAAUCUGUCUUUUAAAUAUAAUGGGUGCUAAGAAGCAAGUUCUGUCUCAGAACCACCAACAUUUGUUUGGUAUCUCUUUGCACUGAUUUUGAGUCAGAAUGGUCAUAUGUCAGGUUUCUCCAUUGUGCACUCCAGAAAAAUCUGUUGCUAAAUUGUGCAGCUCCAGGAGAAAUCAUCCAGUUCCAGUGCAGUUUUAACAAGUUAGUAUCUGUGAAUCUGUUGAUUCUGAAUCUUCUAAGUUUGGAAAGCUUAAUGAUACAAUGUAUUUUGCAGUGUGGAACAACAGUAGCUGAGGGAUAUCCUCAGGGACUUUCAAAUAUCUAAUUCAAGCUUUUUAAAAAACUAUUUAAGAAAGGAAAAGGGAAAAAAAAAAACCCACAGGGGGAAAAAAAACACACACACAUGCACAAAAAAACCAAACAGAAAACCAAACCCAAAAAGUGGCUUAACCCAUUUGCUGGAAGCAAAUAAAUUGGAGGAUACAGCUUGUACCAUAAGAAUGAUCUCUGGAAUACAUCACAUUUCCUAUGAGAAACAUUGAGAAAAGUGUCCCAAGAGUUGCUGGGGUCAAGUCAGAAACUGAACCCACAGGGCUCAGUUUUGAACUCUCUUCUUGAAUAAAACUGUGCUUCAUGUCAGUGGGAGUUUUGGCUGAGUGGGAAGUGUAGGAUUGGCCUAGGGCAUGCUGAAUGAUCAGGUCUCAGAUGCCUCUGGGUAUCUGUACUUUGUGGAGUCAAGGGCAGGGUAUUUACCUAACAAAUCCUUGUGGUUAAAUCAAGAUAAUUUAACUUGAAGUUCUCUAGGGAAAGCAGUUUGCUGCAGCCCAGCUGAAUUUCAUCUUAAAAGAUCUGUUUAGCCAUGGAUUAGUUAAAAUCUUAUUUUGGGUUCACUCUGUUCUUACACUCAACUUUAGCAGGUUUUUCUUUUCCUGUAACUUCUCAUUCAGUUUGUUGCCUUUAUGGGAAAAAUGCCAAAAUCAGGGCUGAGAUUUAUCCAUAGUCUUGCUGGUGAAGCCUGAAUUUAGGGGAAAAGCUACUACUUGGAUGCAAGAGAAAUUGUGUUUUGGUUUGGAGUUUGUAAGCCUUAGUUAAAAUAAUUCUGCAAGGUUUUUCUUCUAUUAGUGUUGUUAAAUUCAUUAUGAUAAACCAUUUGGAUUGAGGAGUCUCGUUGAAAUUAUGGAUUUGCACAAAUUAUGUUGUGAACUGUAAUUUUUUUAAAUUAACUCCAUAGCAACUUGCUCCAAGUCCACCUACCCAACGUCAUCCAGGGGUACCAAUAGUGU
Corvus hawaiiensis (hawaiian crow) is the source of this 7527-nucleotide messenger RNA. RefSeq names its product harmonin-like. Lineage: Eukaryota; Metazoa; Chordata; Aves; Passeriformes; Corvidae. The coding region runs from base 3540 to 4142 and encodes 200 amino acids. The record is from RefSeq and is a predicted model, not a curated record. The transcript is spliced from 3 exons.